Molecule: messenger RNA, 1802 nt
Organism: Asparagus officinalis (garden asparagus)
Lineage: Eukaryota; Viridiplantae; Streptophyta; Magnoliopsida; Asparagales; Asparagaceae
Product: amino acid permease 4-like
Exons: 8
Coding region: 95-1636 (513 amino acids)
Cellular component (GO): plasma membrane
Source: RefSeq, a predicted model, not a curated record
AAAUCAAAUCCUCCCAUAAACUAGUUCAUACAUCCAUCAGCUCAAUUUCUAUCCCACUUAAUUUUCAAUCUAAACUCCCCUGUGUUAGUUCACCAUGUUGCCAAGGAGCAGAACGCUUCCCUCCAGGAUUCAAGAUGACGUUUCAGGUGACAAUCGCGAUGCAAGAGUGUACUUUGAAGUUCAGUCGCAGGCGAAACCUCAUCAGGAUGUCGAAGCCAUCAGCCCUCAGCCUAACUUCUCCAAGUGCUUUGACGAUGAUGGCCGUCUCAAGAGAACAGGAACAGUAUGGACUGCUUCCUCUCACAUUAUCACAGCAGUGAUAGGAUCAGGAGUCUUAUCACUUGCUUGGGCAAUAGGGCAGCUUGGUUGGAUAGCUGGACCUUCAGUCAUGAUUCUAUUUGCCGCGGUGAUCUGCUAUACAUCCAACCUACUCUCUGAUUGCUACAGGACCGGAGAUCCCAUUGCUGGGAAGAGAAACUAUACAUAUAUGGAUGCUGUAAGAUCAAACCUAGGUGGAACGAAGGUUAAAGUUUGUGGUGCAAUCCAGUAUGUCAAUCUCGUCGGUGUAGCAAUUGGGUAUACGAUUGCCGCCUCAAUCAGUAUGAUGGCAAUCAAAAGGUCUAACUGCUUUCAUGUUCAUGGAGAUGACGCCCCGUGUAAGAUGUCGAGCAACAUGUACAUGAUCAUAUUUGGGAUCACAGAGGUUAUAUUCUCUCAGAUACCUGAUUUCGAUCAAGUAUGGUGGCUCUCUAUAGUUGCUGCAGUCAUGUCCUUCACCUAUUCAACCAUCGGCCUCAGCUUAGGCGUCGCCAAAGUAGCAGAAAAUGGGAAAUUACAAGGGAGUCUUAUGGGUGUCAGCAUAGGGGCAGUAACGAAAGCGGGAACUGUUACUGGCACCCAGAAGAUCUGGAGAAACCUGCAAGCACUAGGGGACAUCGCCUUUGCUUACUCCUACUCUAUCAUCCUAAUUGAGAUUCAGGAUACACUCAAAUCCCCGCCAGCUGAGAACAAAACCAUGAGGAAGGCCACUUUGUUAAGCAUUGCGGUCACAACAACAUUCUACUUGCUAUGUGGUUGCAUGGGCUAUGCAGCCUUUGGAGAUGAUGCCCCUACCAAUCUACUGACUGGUUUCGGUUUCUACAAUCCCUAUUGGAUUAUCGACAUAGCCAACCUUGCCAUUGUGGUGCAUCUUGUCGGAGCCUACCAGGUUUUUUGCCAGCCAUUGUUCGCCUUUGUUGAGAAGUGGAGUGCUCAGAGGUGGGCCAAGAGCGAGUUCAUCAUCCAUGACUAUGAGGUGCCGAUCCCCUUCACAGGCUCUGUCUACAACCUCAAUCUCUUCCGGCUUGUUUGGAGGACAGCCUUUGUGGCCAUAGUCACAGUCAUUUCCAUGCUCUUGCCAUUCUUCAACGAUGUUGUGGGGAUAUUAGGAGCAUUUGGUUUCUGGCCACUGACCGUCUACUUCCCAGUAGAGAUGUACAUUGCCCAAAAGAAGAUCAAGCAGGGGACACCGAGAUGGGUAGGACUUCAGGUACUUAGCUUCACAUGUCUGGUUGUGUCUCUUGCUGCUGCUUGUGGGUCUGUAGCUGGAGUCCUUCUGGACCUCAAGUCAUACCAUCCAUUUAAGUCUACCACCUAACGAGUUUAGACUUGUCAAGAGUAGGAAGUAGGUAUCCGCGGUAAGUGCAUGGUUUGAUGAAACAAGAGUUUUUAUGUUGAUGUGUUGCGAAUGAAGUCAUGUAUACUUGUGGCAUUAUAAGGAAUAUAUACUCCGAAACUGCCAGAAAUAUCGUAAACAUACCUCA